AUGUCUGACACAUCCACCAACGUUGGCUUCAUUGGCCUCGGGGUCAUGGGAUAUCCCAUGGCUCAAAAUCUACUAUCCAAACUUCCCGCUCGUUCGAGCAUGUCGAUUUUCGAUAUAUCCGACGACACUCUGAGCCGUUUUCAAGCAGAUGCGAAUAGCGAGCAUCUAUCCAUAUGCAAGUCCAGUAGGCAAGUGGCUGAACAGUGCAAUGUGAUAUUCACCAUGGUACCCGAAGGAAAACAUGUUCGACAAGCCUACUUAGAUCCCAAUGAAGGACUAAUCGCCGCAAACCUCGACGGCAAGAUGCUCAUCGAUCUAUCAACAAUCGAUGUCCAAACAUCAAACCACGUCCGAACCGAAAUCACCACCAAAUUCCCCUCUGCGCGCUUCUACGAUGCCCCCGUAUCAGGAGGUUCCUUAGGGGCCGCCAAAGCGAGUCUGACGCUGAUGCUCGGCGCAUCCCCCGACGACCCCAAAGUCGACGAGUUAAAGCGACUACUGAGCAGCAUGGGAAAGUCCAUCUUUUGCUGUGGCGGACCCUCCAUGGGUUUGGUAGCGAAACUCUGCAAUAACUAUUGCUCAGGCUUAAUCGCCCUAGCGACAUCCGAGGCGAUGAAUCUGGGCAUCAAAUCGGGCAUGGAUCCUCGCAUUCUCGCGUCGGUUUUCUCGACGAGUACUGCUCAGAGCACUAUUAACGACGUGUGGAAUCCCGUUCCAGGGGUGUGUCCUGCUGCACCGGCGAGCAAUGAUUAUCAGGGAGGAUUCAAGAUUCAGCUCAUGGCGAAGGACUUUGGUCUGGCUGUCGACGCUGCAAAGUCUGUGAAUGCCACUUUGCUGUUGGGAUCAACGGGACUGCAAGCGUAUGUGGAUGCGAGUAAGGACAGUCGAUGCGAGAAUAGAGAUUCGAGGGUGGUUUUCAGAUAUAUUGGUGGUGACGAAGACUGGGCUGCCAAGAUCAAAUCAUAG
Messenger RNA from Sphaerulina musiva SO2202, 966 nucleotides. RefSeq names its product NAD_binding_2-domain-containing protein. The transcript has 2 exons. Bases 1 to 966 code for a protein of 321 amino acids. Gene Ontology annotation, molecular function: NADP binding; NAD binding; 3-hydroxyisobutyrate dehydrogenase activity. Gene Ontology annotation, cellular component: mitochondrion. Gene Ontology annotation, biological process: L-valine catabolic process. The record is from RefSeq and is a predicted model, not a curated record. Lineage: Eukaryota; Fungi; Ascomycota; Dothideomycetes; Mycosphaerellales; Mycosphaerellaceae.